AGGAGCUUGUUGCAGCGGGAUCCUACUCGAUGCAGCAGCCCCAUCAGAACCUGUGGGUCCUCCCCCCCCCGCCAAACCUACCUCUCCAUCUAGAGCAGCCUUGUUAUCACUUCCAUCGGUGCGCCCCGGCUCGUGGCUCUCACAGCCCCGACGCAUCCCUCAAAUAUGAGUCGCAUCACCCGGAGACUGCAUGCCGGUGCUACAUAGGAAUUUACUCCAGAAUGACUAUCACAAUGCAUCUCACGGCCGUGUUCUUGUUUGUAGCCGUAACAGGCAUUGCCGGAGGUUGGGGAUGCAGCUGCAACACAGAGAAUGGAUUUUGUGGGAAGACUGGAAAGUGCAGGUGCAAACCAGGCUGGCAGGGAGACCAUUGCGAACGCUGCAUCCCCUUCCCGGGCUGCCUGCACGGCUCCUGCGAAAAAGCGUGGCAGUGUGUCUGUCAACAGGGCUGGGUGGGCAGCCUCUGUGACCAAGAUACUCGCCUGUGCUCAUCGCGGCCUUGUUCUGGGAAUGCCACCUGCAUAGAGACCGGAGAAGGGGGGUACCUGUGCGUCUGUCCCCAAGGUUUCACUGGACCGACCUGUCAGCUGAGGAGGAACAUCUGUCUCACUGAUGGCUCCCCUUGCCAGAAUGGAGGUACUUGCACAGAAAUGAGUGACGCCUUGGAAGCCCACUCUUCCUGUUUAUGCCUGCCUGGAUUUUCUGGAAACUUCUGUGAGAUCGCUGCUGACGUCUGUCAAUCCAACCCGUGUCUAAACGGCGGCAACUGCACCAACCACGGGGCGACCUUCAUGUGCUCAUGCCUUCAAGGCUUCACCGGUUUGAAUUGUAAUGACACUGGCCUCUCUCCGUGCUCCGCCACGCCCUGCGCCAACGGAGCCAUGUGUGUCAGCCAACCUGACGGAACCUUUCGCUGCGUUUGCCCAAAAUGGUUCUCGGGCCGGGUGUGUUCCGCGCAGCGGCGGCCAAAAGCCAAGCCGAAGCAAGCUGCCAGCAAACCCCUGGACCACGGGGUGUUUGCGCUGACUCCGCAGCACUACUCGCUCCCUGCCCACGCCUUCCACAAGCUUCUCCAACCACCCGAGAGGGAUCUGCUCAAGAUCACGCUGAAGGAGACGGUGCACCGUUCCCCCGGUGUGCUGUCCAGUCACGCUCAGCUGGUGUGUUUUGCCAUGCUGGCCCUGCUCACCUGCCUAGUCAUCCUGGCCACCACGGGCAUCGUGCUGUUCGGCCGCUGCGAGACGUGGCUGGCCAACGCCAAGUACAGCAAGCUCGUGCGGCAGCAACGCGAGCACCUGCUGAAGGAGGCGGGCGGAGCGAGCCACGAGGAGACGGAACACUCGGUGAACAUCAUCCUGCCGGAGAAGAUCAGACUGAACAGCUUUGGGAGGCACUACACCUCCAUCUGACCUCCGGAAGGCGAUACCGUGAAUGUAAAUCAGAAGUGAACCUUGUUGAUACAAUAUAUUUGAAUGUACAGUCGAGCACAAACAUGGCACUGAUUGUAAGUACUUUAAGGCAGGGGUUCUCAAACCCUUUGAGGGGAAACGUUUCCAAGGACCCCUUCAUCAUCCCAAUGCCAAUUAAACAUAACUACCACGUGUCCCCCAAAAAUGCCUUGGGAAUCAUUUCUAUUUCGAACGUUUCAACUGGCAUGACCUGUUUAAAAGAAAGGAACCAAAUUCUGUUGAAUUAAUUGCAAUAUUUGUCCAUCGUCGCUAGCUGAUGUGCAUUACUGUCACUAACAACAGGGUUGUGAACAGCGCUGUUAACAAAGAGGAUUUAUUUACUAAUGCACAGUCAGUGUUGCAAACUUAGCGCUUUGGUCAAUAUAUUUAGCGACUUUUCCAAUCUUUUUAGGGACUUUUUAUUUGUAUUACUUAAUAAAGCGACUCAGAAGUUCAAUUCCCAAUAAGAAGCAAACCCAAGCGGACUAAUUUUCACUUUGUUUUUCGUAUGACAAAAACGGAGCUGUGCAAUCUCUGAGUCAAAUGCGCUGAACAUUGCAAAGACAUGCUGCCCUUUUAUAUUUUGCAAAAGUGAUUCAUCCACGUUGGAAACUUUUGAUUCAAGGUAUGUGCUUCCAAGCUGCAGUUAUUUUGGUGAGCACACCUUGCCUCACCUGUACAACUCUACAUGAAAAGAGCACGAGAGCGCUAGAAAUGCUGCACGCAUGCAGGGAUGCCAGAUUUAUCUGUUAGUUUACAAACAUAUCAGUGCUUUUAAAUGGCCCAAAGCUAAGAUGCGACAUUAAUUUCUUUCAAAUCAUUUUGUGGACCUCCAAGUUACAUCUCAUGGAGCCCUGGGAGUCAGGGAACCCCAGUUUGAGAACCUUUGCUGUAACGUGUGACAUUAUGAAACAUGUUAAAUACCAAAUCGCAAGGUGUUGUGUGCCAGUUCUUUAAGUCAUUAGUUUAAUAUAUGCAAACAUUUUAGGACCAUACGAAACAUUGUGCAUUUUCUAUGUUUAUUAAUGCAAAAACAGUUGCCAAAAUGUUAGGUACACCUGCACAAUCUAAUGAGAUUCAAUACACGAGCGGUAUGGGAAAACAAACAUGCUUUUUCACUUCAGCUCCCACUUCUGGAUCUGCUUUGCUCCAGUGCAAGUGGACUGUAACAACCAAAAGCGAAAAUCAAUUUCCCCAUCAGGCAUUUUAGCGGAAUUGACACAAAAAUCUCACGAGUUCUUGCUCAGCACGUGUGCUGCUCUGCUCCUCGGAACAAUUUGGUGGAAAUGGGUUGCGUCAUUUUUGCGUGAACAAACCAACAAAUCAAAACAAGACCUCUCAAACCUGGGUAAUAUUAAUGCUCAGUUUGGGACUGUCGCUACUGUAUAAGGUUCAUUGAAGACUAAAUUAUCGUUACCAGUACGGGGUGCACCGCUCCGCUUGCCUGAAAUCAGCUGGGAUAAGCUCCAGGUCCCCACUAAUGACGAAAAUGGAUGGAUGGAUAUAAUUACAGAUUUUUUUAAAAUAUGAAAUCUUUGAUUUUUAAACUUUGAAACAGGUACAUUUGAUGCUCUGCAUUAAAAAAAAUUGUAAUUAAAAUGAUUUAAACUUGAUUUAUACUUAUAUGUAAUUAAAAGAGGGAAAUAAAAUCACCAAAUAAGGCCAGUUGCAGAGGUUUCAGAUUCUUUUAAACUGGCAUAUUUUUAUUCAUUCAGAUUUUGAAACUUACUUUAGAACAGGCCAAUCUGACCUGCAGUACGACACGGGGGUUAACGUUGUUUUUAAAGUUAUGUUAUUUUUUGCCAUCUUGUAUUGGCUCGCAUUAGAUUGUGCAAUGACCGCAUGGCUAACACUGACUGUACAUCAAGGAAAUGUCGAAGUGAUCAUAUGAUAAAGUAACCACUUCCAGAGAUUUGUAGAAUUUAAGUGUUGCAUAUAGAUAUCCAUUUCCUACAUUGUAAAAUUGUCGUUGAUAAUUAUUGUGAGAAAGAUUCAUUAAUCUAUCAUUAAAUAUUAAUAUUAAUGCAGUAUAAUUAGAGGUCAUUUGAAAGAAAUGUGUUAUUUCAGGUGUGUAUUAAGCUUUUAUCCCUUUGCAUUAAUCAGGACCCAAGAGGUAGCUCAAUUUCAAAAAGCUUGGUGACUCCUGCUGCACAUGUAUUCAAUUUCAAACAAAGCAGGUGCUUAUUAGAAAUAUAAAGGCUCAUUGGCAUGGAUAAAGAGUUCUUAUUCAAUGUGGCUGGAGGUGUCAAGUACCGCUGACUGACUGCAACUUAGUUUUUUUUCCCUGAUUGUUCCCUUCAAAUAUGGAUGAAAAUUUCAACAUCCAUAUACUUUUUAUCCAAACCAUCCUGGCCUUCCGUAAUUAAUCAGUCUGGAGCACAUGUGAGGUUUCUGUCCAACUUUACUUCCUACUUAGUGCCAGCUCUGCUGAGCUCCAAAAUGAAGGUUGGAUCAAAGCUGUUAAAUGUCUUUCUCCAGGUAGCUACCCACUCCUCCUGAUGCAAGGGGGGAAAUGAUUCAUGACUUGUAAAUGUAAUGAUGAUGUGCGUCAUUUUGUGAUAGAGUCACACGUGUGGAGCAAUAGUGCAUGGAAAAAUAGUCAGAUUUAUUAGCUGGUGACAAGUGGAUUUGUUUGCGGUUGUAUACACAGGCAGAUUUAUGUUUUCCUGUUUUUAGAACAUUUCUCCCCAUUCUUUAUUGAAGUCACAAUAUAUUAGAAU
Messenger RNA from Phycodurus eques (leafy seadragon), 4168 nucleotides. Its product is annotated as protein delta homolog 1. Gene Ontology annotation, biological process: establishment or maintenance of epithelial cell apical/basal polarity; heterophilic cell-cell adhesion. The coding region runs from base 30 to 1409 and encodes 459 amino acids. Gene Ontology annotation, cellular component: protein-containing complex; plasma membrane. The record is from RefSeq and is a predicted model, not a curated record. Gene Ontology annotation, molecular function: calcium ion binding. The transcript is spliced from 6 exons. Lineage: Eukaryota; Metazoa; Chordata; Actinopteri; Syngnathiformes; Syngnathidae.